GAAAUAUCUCACUCGCAUAGUCGAAUGUAGUACCAUACGACGUCGUGGACAUUACGUCUUGUUCACAGCAUUAAGCAGAAGGAACCUCUAGUCUCUACACUUUCAGUCGGCUCUGCAGAAAUUGGCUGUAGUACAUAAUAAUCAGAGGCGAAAAGUUAGGGAUUUUACGAGGAAAAAUGGCGGACGUUGAACUCGAGGAUUCGUCGUUACCGCAAAGUUCCGACGAGGAGGCGGUAAUCAACGGAAAGGACGACGACGGGGACACCAUCAUGCCCGGUGCUGGAAAACCUGCGGAGGAUUCCGACUCGGACUCCGAUUCUGAUUCCGACGACGAAGCUCAAAUUAACCUCCAAGUUCAAACGCUAGAAUCUCAGCUCUUCAGUAAUCCCGCCGACUACGACGCUCAUGUCCAAUACAUUAGGGCUCUAAGGAAGCAAGGGGACGUAGAGAAGCUGAGACAUGCAAGGGAGACAAUGAGUGAUUUGUUUCCAUUGACUCCUGACAUGUGGCGCGAAUGGGUUAGGGACGAGACCGCAAUGAGCUCAGGAGCUGAAGCUCUUCCAGCAAUUGAAAAGCUGUACGAGCGAGGAGUGUCUGAUUAUUUGUCUGUUGAUCUAUGGUGUGACUACUUGGAUUUUCUUUGUAAGCAUGAUCCCGUGGUUCGUGAAGGUUCUGCAGAUGGUAGCUCAAAGUUGAGGAACGUUUUUGAGCGCGCAGUAGUCGCUGCUGGACUACAUGUCGUGGAAGGUAGCAAGAUAUAUGAAACUUAUCGGUCGUUUGCCCAAGCACACCUUUCCACCAUGGGAGAGGCUGAUACUGAGUCUAAGGAUAAGUCACUCCAGAAUAUUCGAACUUUAUUUUAUCGUCAGCUAUCUGUACCCCUUGCUAAUCUGGAAUCAACUCUUACCGCAUACAAGACUUGGGAAGCAGAACAAGGUAUUAGCCUUGAUCUUGAUCCUAACUCUUUGGAUGGACUUCCUUCUCCAGUUGCAGCUGCGUAUCAGAAAGCUUUGGAUGCUCUGAAUGCUCGUACUCAUUUUGAAGAAAAGAUUGCUAGACAAGAUGACUCGGAAAGACUUCAACAUUUCAUGACAUAUUUGAAGUUUGAGCAGUCGUUAGGUGAUCCAGCACGAGUUCAAAUAUUGUUUGAGCGUGCUAUAACGGAAUAUCCUAUCAAUCAUGAUCUUUGGCUUGAUUACACUCACUACCUGGAUAAGACUAUUAAGACUUCCAGUAUCGUAAGGGGAGUUUACUCCAGAGCCACGAGGAAUUGUCCCUGGGUUGGUGAACUUUGGGUUUGGUACCUCCGACACCUUGAACGCGUUCGUGCUUCUGAGGAAGAGAUUUCUAUGGUUUUCGAGAAGUCGCUGCAGUGUACUUUCGGAAGCUAUGACGUGUACCUUGAUAUUUUCCUUACUAGAGUUGAUGGUUUAAGGCGGAAGAUUUCUCUUGCUGCUGCAGCGGGGGAGAGAUUGGAAUUUUCUAUGAUUAAAGAUGUAUUUCAGCGUGCAUCAGAUUAUUUGUCUCCGCACCUAGAGAUCACAGACAUUCUGAGAAUGAGUAGUUACUGGGCCCGCUUGGAGGUAAAUUUGGGUAAAAACAUGGUUGCAGCUCGUGGUGUUUGGGAGAACGUCCUUAAAACGAGUGGAUCUGUUUUAGGAGCAUGGGAGGGUUAUAUAGCCAUGGAAAUUGCAGCCGGUCACAUAAAUGAAGCUAGAUCUCUGUAUAAGAGAUGCUACAGUAAAAGGUUCUCUGGUACAGGCUCAGAGGAUAUUUGCCACUCAUGGCUACAAUUUGAACGAGAGUAUGGUUCUUUGGAAGAUUUUGAUGUUGCCAUUCAGAAGGUGAGUCCUCGUCUUGCAGAGCUGCAGUCACUCAAAUUGCAACAAGAGAACAAAAGUGCUCCCCCAAUUGAUCAGAGAGAGAACACCUCGAGAAAGAAUGCUGGGGAAAAGAGAAAACUGCAUUCUGAUGCAACUGAAGAUAAAUCUCGGACAAAACGCCACAAAGAUAUGACUCAAAAGCUGCAGAUCACUGACCCGAAGCCAAAAUCUGAUGCGACGGAUUCAGUUGAAAAAGCUAAAGUUGAAGUCGAUUCCCUCAAAGCAGAAAACUCGAGCAAAGGAGACACUCAUAGUCGCCCUGCUAAAAAACCCAAAUAUUACGAUGACCAGUGUACUGCCUUUAUCUCAAAUAUCAGUCUCAAGGCUACCUCUGACGACAUACGGGCUUUCUUUGAUGAUGUUGGCGGGGUGGUUGAUAUUCGCAUCCUAACAGACAAAUUUACUAAAACCUCCAGGGGAUUGGCUUAUGUGGAUUUCAUUGAUGAUGAACACCUUGCGGUGGCUUUGUGUAAGAAUAAGCAAACUUUAUUGGGUAAAAGGAUAAGCAUUGCAAAGUCAAAUCCACGUGAAAGCAAGAAGAAAGGAACUGCUAGUAACACUUCAGAACAUGGUACUACCAGCAAUCGAGCAGUUGAUGCUGAACAAUCUGACUCGAAACACAUUGCAUCUGGAUCUCAAGAAAACGCUGGUUUUCAGGCAAAAUCUGCGGGCCAAAAGGGUCGAGACGAGAGAGGUGAGUUUAGAGGGAGGAACACAUUUGCUGUGCCAAGAUCUGUGCGUCCCCUGCGGAAGUCUGGUUUAAAACCUGGGGCGUCGAAGGAUGAUGGGGAUGAAGAGCCUAAAUCCAAUGACGAAUUCAGGAAGAUGUUACUGAAAAAAUGAACUCUUAGUGGACUGUACAGGUGAUUCCAGGUUGUGUGGGUUGCCGAAUUUUUGUUCAGUGUUAGUAUGGGAUAUUAGUUGUAACUAAGGCUAAUCAAACUUGUUUAACGCAACUUUGAGAGGUUUAAAUCCCUGGGUGAAAGGUUGCAUUUUUUUGCCUCUUGCUCCUCUGGAAAGUUUGUAGGUAUAACAGUUUUGGCUUUCGGAAUAGAGAAAACGAAACUGUCUAAUUUAAAUUAAUGAUGUUCAAAAUUUGUAGGUAUAACAGUUUUGGCUUUGGGAAACCUUCAAAGUUAAUGUAGCAGAAAGGCUACAGUUAGCUCGAAGUUUUCAGGGUACCGCACUGAAAACCAUAUGUUGUUUUUGUGUUUUCUUGCACGCUACAGUCAAUAUAAACCUGAGCCAGGUUGAUUAGACUAAGGAAGCAGGCAAAUGGCCCAAAGGCUAUUGUUUCAUUUCAACCCCAGUGAGUUGGGCAGUAGCAAUAUGCAUAGGUAAGUAAAAUGAGGCCAAUUCGGUCGUGAACACGGGUUGGGUUCAUUUGUCAAAUCAGCUUCUCCUCUGAAUUUGUGCAAGCUGCACUGGGGUUACUCGCAUUAAAUGCAGAUGUAGAUGUUGUAGGCACCCAAUUUAAUGGUGUUUGGGGAUGCAUUCAAUUCAGGAAAUUGAAUGUGGAAAAAAAUUCCUCGAAGUGAGUUGCUGAUGAUGAUGAUGAUGAUUAGUCAUAUCUUCUUCCAUUGACAAAAAGAAAAUAAAUAAGUAAAAGAAAGAAACAAAAAAACACUCUCAUCUCAUCUUAUUUGUCUAUGUUUGGAAUCUCAUCUUAGUUAUCUAUGUUUCGAUCG
This is a messenger RNA of Oldenlandia corymbosa var. corymbosa, 3571 nucleotides long. Lineage: Eukaryota; Viridiplantae; Streptophyta; Magnoliopsida; Gentianales; Rubiaceae. The record is from the annotation of a GenBank genome assembly.